AUGGAUUCGCGAGCAGAGACCCUGAACGAGGAGAAGGAGGUCGGCCUCAGUGUCUCGCCAUCGCCGACUAGAUCUCUCAACAAGGAGGCGACCGAGGCAAACAGCUUCGACGACGGAGCAACCCAUCAGAGAGAAGGCUCGGUUCAAGAUGAUGCAGCUGUACAGGAAGGAGAUGGGGAUGAGGGGGAUUACCCAGCUGGAUUACGCAUGGCUUUCAUCGUCAUCGCACUACUCCUCUCUAUCUUCCUUGUAUCUCUGGAUAUGACGAUUGUUGCAACUGCUAUCCCCAAAAUCACAGACGAUUUUAAAGGCCUCGAUUUGGUCGGCUGGUAUGGAGCUGCCUUCUUCCUGACCGUUGGAGCCUUCCAAUCGACCUGGGGAAAGGGCUACAAGUACUUCCCAUUGAAGACCACCUUCCUGGUAGCAAUCUUCAUCUUCGAGCUCGGCUCGUUGAUAUGUGGUGUCGCACCGAAUUCAACUGCACUUAUCGUGGGACGAGCUAUUGCAGGUCUUGGGGGAGCAGGUAUUGCCUCCGGAGCCUAUACAAUCAUCGCCUUCUCGGCGAGACCUAGCAAGCGUGCUGCCUUCACCGGACUGAUGGGAGCAGCAUAUGGAAUCGCGAGUGUCAUCGGGCCUCUGCUGGGAGGAGUCUUCGCCGAGAAAGUCUCGUGGAGGUGGUGCUUCUAUAUCAAUCUCCCCGUAGGAGGCAUUUCCGCUGCCAUCAUCGUCUUCUUCUUUACCACUCCAGCACAGGCCAUCCCAGUCAAGGCCACCCUCAAGGAAAAGUUCCUCCAAAUGGACAUGCCCGGCUCGUUUGUUGUGAUGGCCGGCAUCGUCUGCUAUAUCCUGGCACUUCAGUGGGGAGGACAGACCAAGUCUUGGGGCGACUCGGAUGUUAUCGGUACCCUCGUCGGCUUCGUCUUGAUCAUGAUCCUCUGGGCCGUCAUCGAAUGGUAUCAAGGCGAGCGGGCCAUGAUCGUCGGGCGCCUGCUCAAAGAUCGCCACAUCUGGUCCGGCAUGGCCUUCCUCUUCUUCCUCGCCGGUGGCUUCUUCCUCCUCCUCUACAACCUCCCCAUCUACUUCCAAGUCGUCAGCGGUGUGUCGGCAUCCGACUCUGGAGUUCGCAACCUUCCACUGAUCCUCGGAUGCACGAUCAUGACUAUCAUCUCGGGCGGCUUGAUUUCCGCGUUCGGCGUAGCAGUCCCGUUGAUGAUUGCCGGGGCCGUACUCGCCACGAUCGGCAACGGCCUCCUCUACACGCUCGACAUCCAUUCCUCCUCGUCAGCCUGGAUCGGCUACCAGGCGCUCUCUGGAAUCGGCAUCGGCCUCGCCCUCCAAGUCCCGAUCAUCGUAGGACAGGCGGUCGCCAAACCCGAGGAUCUCUCGUCCGUCACCGCCAUGAUCCUGUUCGCGCAAACCAUCGGAGGCGCCUUCUUCGUGUCAGCUGGCCAGGUCGCCCUCUCGAACGUGCUGCAGAGCUCCGUCGUGAAAUACGCGCCUUCGGUUACGCCAGCCGAUGUCCUGCUAGUGGGUGUCACUGAGAUCCGCAGCCAUUUCGAGGCCGAUGUUGUGGAGGGGAUUGUGAUGUCGUAUCUGGAGGGGUUGAAGGCUGCGUAUGCGAUUGCGAUUGCUUGUUCGGGCAUUGCGGUCAUCUUCAGUUUGUUCAGCAAGUGGACGAAUCUGAAGGGGAAGGUGCAGGCAGGUGGUGCCGCGUGA
Drepanopeziza brunnea f. sp. 'multigermtubi' MB_m1 is the source of this 1716-nucleotide messenger RNA. RefSeq lists its product as uncharacterized. NCBI's taxonomy places the organism in Eukaryota, Fungi, Ascomycota, Leotiomycetes, Helotiales, Drepanopezizaceae. Gene Ontology annotation, molecular function: transmembrane transporter activity. Gene Ontology annotation, biological process: transmembrane transport. Gene Ontology annotation, cellular component: plasma membrane. The record is from RefSeq and is a predicted model, not a curated record.